This is a messenger RNA of Macrosteles quadrilineatus (aster leafhopper), 1005 nucleotides long. RefSeq lists its product as uncharacterized. The transcript has a single exon. The record is from RefSeq and is a predicted model, not a curated record. NCBI's taxonomy places the organism in Eukaryota, Metazoa, Arthropoda, Insecta, Hemiptera, Cicadellidae. Bases 1 to 1005 code for a protein of 334 amino acids.
AUGCUUACCCCUGUUAUUUUUUGGGCUAAGGCUCUCAUGCAGCAUAUAUGGUCACUAGGCCUAGAUUGGGAUAAUACUCUUCCUAGUGAUAUUAUCGACAGAUGGUCAACUUUUGUCAACGAACUUCCUGAGAUUGAAAAUUUGGAGAUUGGCAGGUACAUAUCUCUGAGUGAUGCGGUUAAUAUUCAGUUGCAUGGAUUUUCAGAUGCAAGUGAACUCGGUUUUGCUGGAUGUGUUUAUCUACGAACUGAGAACCCGCAAGGCAGUAUAUAUGUCAACUUAUUAAUAGCCAAGUCACGUGUGGCACCCCUGAAACGUAUCACGAUUCCUCGCCUUGAACUGUGCGGAGCACAUAUUUUAGCCAAACUGUUACACUACUGUGUUGAUCAACUCUCAGAUCGCUACAAGAUAGAUUCUGUUACCGCUUGGAGUGACUCCACUGUGGCUCUUUCAUGGAUUCACACCCCUUCUCAUCGUUUGAAGUUAUAUGUUGCAAAUCGUGUUGCACAGAUUCAAGAAUUGACCCCUUCCUGCAUAUGGAAACACAUUUCUACUCUUGAAAACCCCGCUGAUGUUGCCUCUAGAGGAUUAACCCCAUCUCUUCUUAUUCAUAACAAGCUCUGGUGGUCUGGACCCACAUGGCUUAAGAGUUCAUCUGAUUCAUGGCCUCAACCAUCGAGUCAUCUUCCCGAAGAGGAACUCCCAGAAAUUAAAACCACAACACUAAAUCUUCUUACGAUAGCUGAAGAUCAAGAUCUGAAGUUUAUCAAUAAAUUCUCUUCAUGGACUAAACUACUUCAUGUCAUGGGCUACGUUUUACGUUUUAUUUCCUGCUUGAAAACUAAGCAAAGGAUUACUCAUUCUCUCACACUUGAAGAGUUAGAAGUAUCGAACAAACGGAUUUGUUGGCUUGUUCAAAGAGAGAGUUUCUCUGAGGAUAUUAAUUCCCUGUCAAAGAAGAAUGUGUGUUCUUCUCGCAUUCAACGCCUUUCACCGUUUGCUUGA